UCAGCAGUGCUCGACUGUUUAUCAAGUGGUACUUUGUUCACUCUCGUUAAUUGCUAAUUGCACAUAAAUGUCCGUGGACAAAGGUGACGGGAGAAAAAGAUUUCUUAACAAUGCUUCAGUCAUGCAGUCUCGCGUCCUCUAAUGUCUUAAGCGCCUCGCUUUCGUAUCUCUAAUUGUCGGGAUCGCAAGAACUCGUCGCCACGAGUGUCAGGGACAAUGGAGCCCGGCGCGAAAUUAAAUUUCCCUGCUUUCUCCGAAACCCCCGUAGCAAGAUGUGAUAAUCCUUUUCCCCACCCUCGCGAGGCAAAUCGUAACACGGCAUCUUCGCAAAGACGGAGUAUUUAAUUCGAGAAGGCAGCGCUGCUCGCGCUAGUGAACGGAGGUAGAGACGCCGAUAUUAGCCGCGCGCGGUGUGGAGAUCCCGAAAGCUCGAUUUUUCCUCCCGCAAAUGCCUUGAAGGCAAUCCUUGUUUUAUCUUCUUUUGUUUUUACACUCGUCAGAGAUCUGGGAGCUUAUAUGAAUAUCUUUUGUAUCGAUAAGCAUGAUUUGGGUCCACUUAAUCACACUUUUUUGUGAACUUUGCGUGCUUUGCAAUGCGCAAGUCGAGGGAUGGACCGGAUUCGACAGGGGAUGGAAAAGGUCGCCGGAAGGGAAGAAAUUCUGGAGAUUCGGAGAAAGAGGGCUCGAUCGGCGAAGGGAUCAAGUUAUUUCGGAGCAAAGUCAAGGUGGACGUCAUGGUGCGAGUUUUGGAAACGGCGGUCAAGAGGCUGGCGACAGAGGAAGGAGAUUCCUGUCGCUGUUCACUUUGGUGAAAUUCGAGAAUAAUCUCUGCGGUGGACCGACCGGGGAAAAUGGAAUCUGCGUCUCGGCUGCGGAAUGUUCUCAGAGAAAAGGAUCGGCUAGUGGAACUUGCGCCAAUGGUUAUGGAGUGUGUUGCGUCGUUACUGUUACGUGCGGACAAUCCACCAGCGACAAUAAUACAUACUUUGUUAAUACAAAUCACCCAUCGCCUACCGAGACGUCGGAGUCGUGCCAAUUGACCCUGAUCAAGUCCCACCCGGAUGUCUGUCAAUUCAGGCUGGAUUUUAUCCAGAUGAGCAUAAGAGGGCCGGAAACGACGAAUCACAUGUGCACCUAUGAUCAAUUCAUUGUCUCAGGAGCCAAUCCCAUCCCUCCGAUUUGCGGCAACAAUGACGGGAAUCACAUGUAUGUCAAUGCUGGGACCGGGCAAAGCAACCCAGUAACGUUAACAUUCGUCACCAGCGGCAGCAAUUAUUCUCGAUUUUGGAAAAUUCGGGUGUCGCAAAUCCCUUGCAGCACGAUUUACAGAGCCGAGGAAGGCUGCCUUCAAUAUUACACCGGAGUUUCUGGAGAAAUAAAGUCAUUCAAUUACGACGACAACAAUGGUCUUCAGCUGUCAAACCAGGAUUACAGUAUUUGUAUCAGGACAGAGAACAAUUUUUGUGGGAUACAAUACAUGGCGUGUUCUCGACCAAUGCAACCUGGGGCCAUGGCAACUCCUGGAAGUCAAUCAAUGGCAACUCGUAUCAGUACAUUUACGUUAUCUGGAAACACAAUGACCCAACAAGUACCUUCAAUGACAGGGACUGCAUGCCAGGCAGAUUGGCUGAUGAUCCCUUGCGCAUCCAAUUUGGGUAGAUUAUCUACAGCACCCAUGACGUGCGUAGACCGCAUUUGUGGAGGAGCUUUUAAUGCUGAAAACCAGAAUAUUAAUUCUUCGACUGUCAUAAGUACAAUCAAGCCCUUCAGACUGGUUCUCCACACCGACAAUGUCGAAGCUCCGAGCGAUAUUGGGAAUAGAGGCUUUUGCCUCAACUAUAUCCAACAACCAUGCACGUCGCGGAUAUCGUAAUAGUUUUAGAACAAAUUGUAAUUCUUACCUGGACGGGAUAUAACAUCGAUGCCAAGUAUGUUGAUUUUAAGUCGGGGAAGAAACGAAAUGGAAUGCCUUUACACGAGGCUAAUAUUUGCUGCAUUAAGUGUUUUACGUGGCGAAAUAAAUCCUGCGACAAAUUU
Messenger RNA from Orussus abietinus, 2037 nucleotides. RefSeq lists its product as uncharacterized. The coding region runs from base 542 to 1873 and encodes 443 amino acids. Lineage: Eukaryota; Metazoa; Arthropoda; Insecta; Hymenoptera; Orussidae. The record is from RefSeq and is a predicted model, not a curated record. The transcript has 7 exons.